Pygocentrus nattereri (red-bellied piranha) is the source of this 324-nucleotide messenger RNA. Its product is annotated as RNA-binding protein 33-like. The transcript has 4 exons. Lineage: Eukaryota; Metazoa; Chordata; Actinopteri; Characiformes; Serrasalmidae. The record is from RefSeq and is a predicted model, not a curated record. The coding region runs from base 46 to 324 and encodes 92 amino acids.
AAUCCUGGGUCGUUUGCUUCUGAAGCUAGGAUUUGCAGGAAAACCAUGAAGGCUGUGUUGGUCCUCGGACUGUGCGUUAUUGCACUGUGCUGUGCUCUCCCUGUUGAUGAUGAGCAGGAAAGAGAGAAGCGCUCAUCGAGCGGCGAGCACUACCGAGGAAGAUAUGGAGGGCCUAUCUUCUACCCCAACCCCGAUAACAACAACAACAACGUGCUGAACGCUCUGCUGCCCUUACUUAUUGCCCGACUGUUCCCUGUUCCUGUUCCUAUUCCUGUUCCUGCUCCUCCACCACCACCUCCACCCCCACCCCCACCCGGAAAAUAA